Molecule: messenger RNA, 1650 nt
Organism: Trematosphaeria pertusa
Lineage: Eukaryota; Fungi; Ascomycota; Dothideomycetes; Pleosporales; Trematosphaeriaceae
Exons: 1
Coding region: 69-1256 (395 amino acids)
Biological process (GO): regulation of DNA-templated transcription
Cellular component (GO): nucleus; chromatin
Molecular function (GO): transcription coregulator activity; DNA binding
Source: RefSeq, a predicted model, not a curated record
UCCCAAACACAACUGACCACGUCUGCCUCUUCCCAUCCCAAACCUCAACUCCCCAUCUGCCAGCAAAGAUGUCGUCUCCAGCGCCGCUUCUAAGCAAGCGGCCGCUAGAAGAUGACGACGAGGCGCCACCAGUAAAGCGCGGUCGAGGCAAGCCUCGAAAGCACCAAAACGCGACUCCGCCAAUGGACCCCAACAUGCCAAAGCGUGGACGCGGAAGGCCUCGCAAAGACCCCAAUGCGCCGCCGCAGGUUUCCAAAGACCCCACUACGCCGAGCCGCGGUCGUGGGCGACCAAGGAAGGACGCCGGUGUUCCUCCCUCUGCUCUAACGGCCCCGAAUACUCCAUCGCGAGGUCGCGGUCGGCCUAAGAAGGAUGCUGCAUCCAAAGCCUCAAAUGCUCCUUCCAGAGGUCGCGGUAGACCUAAGAAAUCUGGUGCAACUCUGCCUCUCAUUUCUCCAGCCAGCGGUACCACUAAGCGGGGUCGCGGUCGGCCAAGAAAGUCGGAUGCGGCUCUGGCCAUGGCCCCUCAUGCCGACGCUACCCCUAAGCAGGGCCGCGGCAGACCACGGAAGGGCACCACUGGCACCAUCCCGUCAGGCACCCCGCAAGCAAGCAAUACUCCAGCACGUGGCCGUGGUCGUCCUAAGAAGAUUGAUGGGACCGCGAAUGGCGCCGUAACACCCGCGUCGGCCAAGCGGACACCGAAAAGCAAUUCCAUACCCGGUCCGAAGCUUGGAGAUAUCAUUGGCGCCUACGCCAUCGAUUGCGAAGAGGUGGAAGGCAACUGGCCCGACGCUGCGGAAGAGAUGGCCAUCGACAUCAGCGCGCUCCCCAACACCGCGUCCAGCCUCAUCGCAUCCUUUAAUCUAGGCAUCUUCGAAGGCACUAUGCUACUGGCUGCUCAUGCAGACACCCUCGAACGCGUCCGCGAGCAGAUGAUGAAUGCGGAUGCUCCGGGGCCAGAUAAGGCAACCGCACCGACUCUGGAAGACCGUACUGUCUACUUCACCUGGCGCGGACGCGAAACAGGAGAGGGCGAGAUCCACCCGGAUACCAGGGGAACGCAGACUGGGAUUCUCCAAUUCACAAAUGACAAGUGCACCUCGUUCAAAGGCCUCGGAGGGUUUCCCUAUCUCGGCGAAGAGUGUGCAUUCAGAGGGACGAGGGUGGAUGAUGAGCCUAGCGGCGAGCCUGAGCCAUGGAGCAAUUUCUCUGAGGAUGCGUAUGAGGAGGCAAGGCGAAAUCGAUGGGGAUAGACACCCCAAGAUGGCUAUGGAAACGGACGAAAACACAGCGAAAAUUGAUAUCUGGACAGCGGGACAGCCUUUGGUGAUGAAAUAGCUGUGGGCUGGCACGCCUGCUAGGCUCUCUCCGUCUAAUAAAAGCGUAUUAUAUUUCCGUGAAAUAAAAAAAGCUUCGCCCAGCACGAAUGUCUCCACAUCAUCUGCUUCGAUCUCGCGCGCCCAAGGUCGGCCUCGCCAUCCGCCCAACCUACGAUGCUUUGACGUUCGCCGGCUCGCAGGUACCCAUCGACUAGCAUUUCGGCCGCAAGCCAUGAAAGACGGAGGUAAGGCCAAUAUCCUCUCACGAGCUACUGUUCGACGCCCAAAAACUGGCGCCGUAGUACAUAUGCUAUAUACCUUCAUUCCC